AUGUCUUGUGACUUCCAUGGCAUCCUAUGGCAUCGCCAGGCCGCCUCCGCGGGCAUGAUUUGGUGCUUCGUGCGCAUCCCAGGGCGCUCCAUUUCCCACAUCGCCGCGGAGGUGGCUUUGAUGACACAUCCUCAUGUGGUGUUGAUGUCGGCAGACACUGGCAACGAACAGCUUGGACUGACAGAUGUGACGCAAAUGAUUUGUAACAUCAUCGAGUUGCGAAGCAGACAGAACUGCAACUUCGGUGUGAUCCUGAUCCCAGAUCAGCUCUUGACGUCUGUAUUCGAGAUGAAGCAACUCUUCAUCGAGGCUCCUGGCGGUCCCUCCACCUUGACAUGGAAAGACUUGAUUCCAAUCCUCAACAUGUUGCCCGAAGCCCAGUUGAUGCCUUGCCUUGGGCUGCCGAUGUUGCCCCCACUGACGAGGGCUUUGUUCCAGUCCUUGCCGGAGCGCAUCCGGGUCCAGAUCUGCCAAGCAGUGGUAGAGGGUGGUGCGGGCACCCGUCAAGGUGGCACCAUUGACCUGGGAACCGUCGAGACUGAGAACAUCUUUCGCAUCUUGGUGGAAGCUGAACUGACGCGUCGUGUGGUGGCAGGGAGCUACAAAGGUCCUUUUCAGGCCAUCAGUUAUUCCUUGCCAUACCAAGCGCGUUUGAUCCUUGGCACCCCACUGAAGUGCUCAGCUGGUGCAGCAAUGCCUUCGAAUUUCGACUGCGAUCUGGGCUACACCAUCGGUUAUGCAGCGGCCACCUUCAUCACUGAGGAGCGGACGGCUUUGAUGGUGGAUGUGACCAAGCUGAAAGACGAUGUAAAGAGCUGGGAGGUAUGGCACGGCAUGGCAGUCUUUGGGACGCCCAUCUCCUCCUUGUUGACCUUCAGCGCUUCGGAGGUUCUCGUGAAGAAGUCGGUGGUGCCUGCCCCGGAUUCGCCCAAGUCAGAGGGGGAGUCGGCCUUGCCCACGGUGGCCAACUACUACAUCCAGUGGCCGCGCAGCCGAUUGCUCUACGACAUCAGCUAUGAGCGCAGCAUGCCGGAGCCGUCGGGGGACUCUGGCUGGACGAGUAUGCCAGGCAUGCCGCCGGCCAUGCCGGGGGCAAUGCCUGGGGCAAUGCCGGGCGCAAUGCCGGGCAUGCGGCUCGGCUCGGGCAUGGGCAGUCUCCCCUUAGCACAGGCACAGAUGGCGGCCCUGCCGGCGCCGAGAGGCGGAGCACGGGGAGCCCCCGGCCCAGCAGCAGCCAUUUCCGACGCCGGGAGCGAAGGCGCGAAGAAAGAGUGGGUGAUCAAACCAGGUCUCAAACCAGGAGAUUGGACAUGCCCUAGGUGCGAUGCCAACGUAUAUGCCUCCAAGUUCAACUGCUGGAGAUGCGGUGUGUCGAAACGUGGGGACAUGGAAGCGGGCUACAUUUCGGAGCACGGCAGGAUCCAUCCCGACAUCCGAGAGCUUUGCGACGCCUUCUACGUGGAGGAACGUCAUGUUGAGAAGCUCAACGAGCUGAUGAAGGAACGGGGGACGCGGUAA
Molecule: messenger RNA, 1518 nt
Organism: Cladocopium goreaui
Lineage: Eukaryota; Dinophyceae; Suessiales; Symbiodiniaceae
Source: the annotation of a GenBank genome assembly